CUCUACGACGUAGAAAGCGAAAACUAUCGUUUUCUUUGCGUUUCCUCUCUCUCACUAUUUCUCCUGUACGGCGAUUGAUUGAGUGCUGAUCUUCAAAAUUGCAUACAGAAAUAGGCUCCUCUUCAUUCGACGAGAUCUCUUCUUCUCCCUCGGAGCUUGAGUCAAGCUGCUUCAGGCUUUGAUUCUCUCGCAUUUCGUAUCGGUUCCCGCGAAUGAGAUGUUUGUGACGGCAGACAGAUAAUCGUAGAUCGUGAUUGAAACGGGGAGAGAUAAGAGGAAGAAGAUGAGUGAGGGGCAGAAGUUCCAGCUUGGAACCAUCGGUGCUUUGAGUUUGUCAGUUGUGUCGUCUGUGUCGAUCGUCAUCUGUAACAAGGCGCUUAUUAGCACCCUCGGUUUCACCUUUGCGACCACUUUGACAAGCUGGCAUCUUUUGGUCACAUUUUGUUCUCUUCAUGUGGCACUAUGGAUGAAGUUCUUUGAACACAAGCCUUUUGAUCCACGAGCUGUAAUGGGAUUUGGCAUAUUAAAUGGGAUAUCCAUUGGACUGUUGAACCUUAGCUUGGGUUUUAAUUCCGUUGGUUUCUACCAGAUGACAAAACUGGCCAUCAUCCCUUGUACUGUUCUCUUGGAGACACUCUUCUUCAGAAAGAAAUUCAGUCGAAAAAUCCAGUUUUCUUUAUCUAUCCUUCUCCUUGGUGUCGGAAUAGCAACAGUGACAGAUCUUCAGCUUAAUGUACUGGGCUCCGUCUUGUCGCUGCUGGCUGUCCUCACUACGUGUGUGGCCCAAAUAAUGACCAAUACCAUCCAGAAGAAAUUUAAGGUUUCUUCCACCCAACUUCUGUAUCAGUCUUGCCCGUACCAAGCAAUCACGCUUUUCAUCGUUGGCCCAUUUUUGGAUGGGCUCCUGACCAACCAGAACGUGUUUGCUUUCAAGUACACCUCUCAAGUCCUGUUCUUCAUUGUCCUGUCCUGCCUCAUAUCUGUUAGCGUGAACUUCAGCACAUUUCUGGUCAUAGGAAAGACAUCUCCAGUGACCUAUCAGGUCCUGGGACAUCUGAAAACAUGCCUAGUUUUAGCUUUUGGCUAUGUUUUGUUACGUGACCCGUUCAGCUGGCGCAACAUUCUCGGCAUACUGAUAGCUGUGGUUGGAAUGGUUCUCUAUUCAUAUUACUGCACACUGGAGACCCAGCAGAAGGCCAGCGAAGCAUCAACCCAGCUGCCCCAGGAAAGCGAGAGUGAUCCACUGAUAACAGCGGAAAACGGGAGUGGAAUGUUGUCAGAGGGUGUCGCGGCAAAGAACCCGUGGAACUCUAACAAAGAUCUGGAAGCGUAGAGCCGAAUUUCGUACAGCGCCCGUACCAGAGAUUCUUGGAUUAUCUGCGGUGGCAGAAAAUAGUCUUUGUUUUUUUUACGAGGUAAAAACCUUUAUACAACACUUAUAUGUUUUGCGCUAAUGGAAGAGCAAGCGGUAAGGGAGUAUGGAAAAUGAUAGACACAAGGAAAAGGAUAGGCCAAGUUUUGGGUUCCUUCGUAAA
Tarenaya hassleriana is the source of this 1535-nucleotide messenger RNA. RefSeq lists its product as uncharacterized. The record is from RefSeq and is a predicted model, not a curated record. Gene Ontology annotation, cellular component: Golgi apparatus. The transcript has 9 exons. Gene Ontology annotation, molecular function: antiporter activity; UDP-xylose transmembrane transporter activity. Bases 284 to 1333 code for a protein of 349 amino acids. NCBI's taxonomy places the organism in Eukaryota, Viridiplantae, Streptophyta, Magnoliopsida, Brassicales, Cleomaceae.